Messenger RNA from Linum trigynum, 1625 nucleotides. The record is from the annotation of a GenBank genome assembly. Lineage: Eukaryota; Viridiplantae; Streptophyta; Magnoliopsida; Malpighiales; Linaceae.
CGCUAGGAUGGCACUGUAUAGUCCGCUCUAAGAGUUCCAGCGCUAUGCUCCCAUGGAACGACAUCAUCUUGCCCUAUCUAAGAAGGGCAAAGUUGGAUUCGAUUAGACAUUUUUUAGGAAUCAAGAUCGACCGCCAGCUCAUCACAACGUUGGUUGCGAGAUGGUGAUCCGAGUCACAUUGCUUCAACUUCUCCGAAGGCGAGUGCACCAUCACACUGAAGGACAUCACCAUCCUAACCGAUUUGCCCAUUGAAGGUGAUGUCGUGUGUGUGGGCGAUCACCCACCACCCUCAGAUGUCGACGAGAUGAAUGGAUGGCAGUAUUUGAUAUGGACCACCUUGGGUUUGUUGGUGCUUGCAAAGGGACAAGAAGAUGACGAGGAAGAUGGUCUUCCACCAGUGAGGAGCCGCCAAGUAUCCAUCACUUGGUUGAAGAACAAGAUCAAGAAGAAGCACGACCCUGCUCAAGAUGGCUUUCUCCUCACGGAGGAAAGUGAUGAGGCACAUAAGGAAAUCUAUGCACGUGUUUAUCUCAUCGGAUCGGAGGGGUGUUCUUCCCCAAGAAAUCCAACAACUUAAUCAGCAAUGGUUGGUUGAAGAUCCUCCUUGGUCCCUGGGAGGAUAUGGGGAACCUAUGAUUGGCAUCCGCAUGCCUAGCUCAUAUCUACCGCUCCCUCUAUAAUGCAACUCCGAAAGCGGUAAAGGAGAUUGAUGGGGCAAUGUUCAUCAUCCAAUUUUGGGCUUGGGAGCAUCUGCCAUGGAUUGCGCCGGUCUCAUAUCCUGACAAGGAAUGGGUCAAUGACCACCCCUAUAGAUUCCAAGCUUAUGGCUGUAGGUAAACUUCUCAGAUCUCAAUCAACUCUUAAACUUCUUUCGUACUACUUAAUAAUUAGAUAGUUAUAACUUUGUAUGUUUGUCGAUUUAAUAAGAUGGCUUGGACAAACAACAAGCGACAAUCUGCCGGGGCACAUGUUGGAAGAGUAUCAGAGGAGGCUGGAUCAUAUUUGGGAAGCAGAGGUAACCAUCAAUAAACAUCUACUUCUUUGUGAUUUUGUCCAGUCCAUUUUUAAAUUUUUGGCCCUCGCGGUGGUCUUCCACUUUGAUCCAUCUCGUUUGGAAUCCUUUUGACCCUCGAUCUACCUGGUCCACGCCUAAGCCCGAACAGUGGGAUGAUCACCUUUCCAUCAUAUAUUGGCCAGUAAGCUUCGUCCGGUAAUGCACAAAAACACCUUCCAUAAGAGCUUUUUACUGAGUCGAGUUUGAAGAAAGGACUAACGAAGUGAACGGGGUCUUUGGUCCUGUGUUUAAUCACGACCAUUGCAUGAGAACAAGGCGUACCUCUACCAUGAUAUUUCUGGCAAGAGCACUCUCCUUGUUUUGUUCUGAAGUUGAUCUUUACUUCAUGUCGAUGCCCCGCACGUCUACCAUCCUGCCAGUGCCCGGUCUCGACUGAAUACUCACCAGCAUCUCGAUUCAUAACAGUGACACUUGCCGACUGCUCUUACGGUUAUCUUUUUCCAAGAUCUCUAUGGUUUUAUCGGAAUCAGUGGCGGACCCAGGAUUAUUGAAGAGGGGUGUCGCCAAUAAAAAUUAUAAAAAUUAAGAUAAUGAAAUAAAAAUUUAAUA